Limulus polyphemus (Atlantic horseshoe crab) is the source of this 1274-nucleotide messenger RNA. RefSeq names its product acylphosphatase-2-like. Lineage: Eukaryota; Metazoa; Arthropoda; Merostomata; Xiphosura; Limulidae. The record is from RefSeq and is a predicted model, not a curated record. Bases 94 to 417 code for a protein of 107 amino acids. Gene Ontology annotation, molecular function: acylphosphatase activity. The transcript is spliced from 4 exons.
CAGGUUUGGUUGUGAAAGCUUUUCGAGCCAUUCAGUGAGGGGACAGGUCUCCGUGAUUUCAAAGUACUUUGUACGAAAUUUCAAGCUUCCGCUAUGUUAACGACACUGCAUUCUACUUUACCAGCACGACCUCUUCUCGUGCAAGUUGACUUUGAAGUUUCUGGAGAUGUUCACGGUUGCCUGUUCACGAAGUAUGCUCGAGACAUGUGUCAACAACUUGGUGUGAAGGGUUGGAUCCGAUUCUCCAGGUGGGGUACUGUGAUUGGCCAAAUUCAAGGCGAGAAAGACCGAGUUGAUGAAAUGGCUCUUUGGCUUCGUCUGCAAGGAAGUCCUGGUUCUAAAAUAGUGCGUUGUGACUUCAAAAACUGGCUGAUCGUCGACACCUACGACUUCCGGAAUUUCAGCGUUCGUUUUUGACAACACAUUUCACCCUUGUGUGAGAAACCAAUAGUUUCUGCCCUUAAAGAACACAUGAUAAAUCCUAAAUGCGUGAAAUAUGCUAGUCAGUAGUGUAUAAAUUCCUGCAAUUUAAACUAUUAAUUUUAACAUAUAUAAUGGCAAAGCUAGUGAAAGUUAACUAUAUUACAUCAAGAUACGAUUUUCAUUAAGAAGAAAUAUUUAAAGACAAAUCGAUCAUACAAGUAAAUCACUGUCCUUUCUGGUACUACUUUAUGCCGUAUUGAUACGUCUAUUUUCUUGUAUACUACAAAGUUUCUCUCAAAUCGUUAGCUAAUCGCAAUAUUAAAGGAGAGUCACGCGCAAGAAUUCGAAUAUUAAGGUUCGGGUCAAUGAAUUCAGGUUACUACUGUUUAUCCUAGAGUUUACAAUUACUCAAUUAUCAGGAAUUGAUAAAAUUAGCUUACUAAAAUUACAUAUAAAAGUAAGAUUAAUUAUUUAAAUUUCCUACAAUAAAUCUAAUUAAAAACUCAGAAAGUAAUAGAAUUUUAGCUGUGUAAACAAAACUAAAGACGAAUCAACAUAUAUCGAAAAAAACACCUGUGAUCCAUGGUAGUUUUGAUAAGUUAUAUGCCAAAACAAGUAAAAUAAAAUGCAAUUUUUAUCAAGUAUUAGUUUAAAUUUUGUGAUCAAAUAUUAUAUUUCAUUUUGUUUAGAGAUCUGUUUUGAAGUAGCUACAAAAGUAUAGGUGGUCGGAGUGCAAGGAUGGCAAAAAGACAAACACGUUUUCAAAUGUCCCUUUCUUUAAGUCAUUUGUAUAUUGUAAGAAAUAACUGCUUAUUGAAUUGCAAUAAUAAAGUUUAUCGCGGUUCCAAACA